This is a messenger RNA of Emiliania huxleyi CCMP1516, 888 nucleotides long. RefSeq lists its product as hypothetical. Bases 1 to 888 code for a protein of 295 amino acids. Lineage: Eukaryota; Haptophyta; Isochrysidales; Noelaerhabdaceae. The transcript has a single exon. The record is from RefSeq and is a predicted model, not a curated record.
AUGUUCUUUGAAUUGGCCGUUGUUGCUGCGGCGGCCACUGACGGCGCGCCCAGCAGCGUGCUUGCUGAUGCCCGCGCCAUUGUCAUUGGUGUGCCACGCCCCGACGACACGGGCGGGUCUCCGAGACUUGAUGUCUACGUGGCAGCUGGCCACGGCUCGAUCUUUGAGUUUGGGAAGCUCACGCCCGCCGCGGUAUCGCUCGGCUUCAGGGGUGCAACUCCUGCGACAGUCGUCGGGGCCCCGCCAGGCAGCAUUGCAAAGGUGGACAGCUCCGGCUCACCACCCGUGGUCAGCAUCCUGCGCAUCUCACCGGCUGGGUUGCCCGCAUCGGGACGCCUCUGCACCGUCACCUUUGCAGCCGGAUCGGCGCAGGGCGUGAUCGAAAUUGCCUAUGACCGGCCAGAGAGCACGUGGGUGGAGGUGGGUGCCAGCGCCUCGGCCACGCGCGUCUCCUUUGCGACGGGCAACGGUCCUGGGUUCGUGGUGCUUUCCGGUCGUGACCGAGAGCGUCAAGUGCGUAUCUUUGCUCAGCUUGACCACGUGCGCUCCCUGCAGCUGGCCUUCAACGGGCCGGCGGCUGGUGAGAGGGCGCUUGUGAGGCCGCGAUCGAGCUACACGACAAGCAAGCAGACGCAGAUCUCCGCCUUUUCGGGCGGCCGAAGGAUAGGGUGGGGCUGUUUCAGCCCGCCAUUCAUGAUUCCGAGCGGGGAGGUCCUCGGUGUCUUGACCUUCAGCGUGCCAUUCUCGCUCCACCACUUUGACCUCGCGUCGAGCGACGCGCUGGUCGAGUCCAAGGCCUUCAAGCCUCUCGAGAUGGUGAUCGUGGACGGGGGCGGGGCGUUCCUUGGAGGGGACGAGGUGGCCUUACAUGCACACGACGAGCUGUAG